CUGGUAGACAGCCGGACACAGUUUAGUGUUGCACACGUUUGUUUUGUUUACGUGCUUCAAGAAGCUAGCCUAGCUAGCCACAAAGCUGCAACAUCUUCUAAACCGUAAGUGCUGCUGAACUAAUACUAAAACACAAUGAAACCCGCAGUGGACGAGAUGUUUCCCGAAGGAGCAGGACCGUACGUGGAUCUUGACGAGGCAGGGGGCAGCAGCGGCCUGCUGAUGGACCUGGCAGCCAAUGAAAAAGCAGUGCACUCUGAUUUCUUUAAUGAGUUUGAGGAUCUGUACGAUGACGAUGACCUGCAGUGAUGACGGCGUCCACCUGUGUGUUUGUGUGAACGUGUACAUAA
Cottoperca gobio is the source of this 350-nucleotide messenger RNA. It is a transcript of the gene cops9, whose product is annotated as COP9 signalosome subunit 9. The record is from RefSeq and is a predicted model, not a curated record. NCBI's taxonomy places the organism in Eukaryota, Metazoa, Chordata, Actinopteri, Perciformes, Bovichtidae. Bases 136 to 309 code for a protein of 57 amino acids. The transcript has 3 exons.